GUUUGUUCCGCAACCUUUCUGUCAAUGGCAGCUGAGUCAUAUGUUUCUUUGCAUGCAACAAACAAGACAUGUAUUCUAGCCGAUUAGUCGCUGGUUUGGGCGGACGCACACCUGGAGAAAACGCGGGCAUGAGCGCAGUGGAUAUCGUGUCUCGGAGUGUUUGGAAUGCUGCGGCUCCUCGGAAGAGGACAGAAAUGACGGAUCCAGCACGGAGAGUCAUCGUGCACCACACGGCGCUCUGGUGCUGCAGUCAGCCGCGGGAGAGUCUCUCUCAGCUCGCUCACAUCCAGCACAUGCACAUGCGAGAGCGGGACUUCGAUGAUAUCGGUUACAACUUUCUGAUCUCUGGAGAUGGGACAGUGUAUGAAGGGCGAGGAUGGGGAGUUGUAGGAGCUCAUGCAAAAGAACACAACUUAGAUUCAGUUGGCAUCGCCUUUAUGGGCAACUUCAGUGAUGAACGGCCCAGUUGUGCAUCACUGUCUGCUCUGCAGAGACUGCUGCAUGUUGGAGUGCUUCAAGGUCAUUUGCAGCUCAAUUAUGUGAUUUUGGGACACAGAGACUUGGCAAACACUGAAUGUCCAGGGGAACAUUUAUACUCUGCACUACCAAAACUAAAAGACCAACUCAGAAGUCACUGACUUUUUUUCUUUCAUUUGUUUUUCAUUUAUUUCUGUUGCACUGGACUCCUGCUGUAUAUAUGUAGCACUGUAAGUGAAAGUGAAUGCUUUGGAUCUUACCGUGUUGGGUUGCACAUUAAAUGAAUUGACAACGUUUUUUUGCA
Myxocyprinus asiaticus (Chinese sucker) is the source of this 781-nucleotide messenger RNA. RefSeq names its product peptidoglycan recognition protein 5 (gene pglyrp5). Gene Ontology annotation, molecular function: zinc ion binding; N-acetylmuramoyl-L-alanine amidase activity. The transcript is spliced from 4 exons. Gene Ontology annotation, biological process: peptidoglycan catabolic process. Bases 69 to 638 code for a protein of 189 amino acids. NCBI's taxonomy places the organism in Eukaryota, Metazoa, Chordata, Actinopteri, Cypriniformes, Catostomidae. The record is from RefSeq and is a predicted model, not a curated record.